Molecule: messenger RNA, 450 nt
Organism: Humulus lupulus (European hop)
Lineage: Eukaryota; Viridiplantae; Streptophyta; Magnoliopsida; Rosales; Cannabaceae
Exons: 2
Coding region: 1-450 (149 amino acids)
Molecular function (GO): zinc ion binding
Source: RefSeq, a predicted model, not a curated record
AUGGAGGGCCUUCGAAGUUUAGUUCAAAAAUGGGAAUGGAAAAAUAGAAACGAAGCAAAUGGAACAUUCACACAAGUAACAAUAGAUGUUGAAACUGUGCUUAGAGAAAAUUUUGUUCGAGCCAUUACAUUUCAGGUCUUUCCAGUCAACACCAUACUGUACCAAGUUGUGGUAGAAGACAAAGGAAAUUUCCUGGUAAACCUAAUUGAGAAAACAUGUGAGUGCAACAGGUUCCAACAAGAUGAAAUACCAUGUGCACAUGCAAUAGCGAUAUUUGCAAAAACACAACUGAAAACAUAUGAUUAUGUUGCUGAUUACUACAAAACUACAACUAUGAAAGCAACAUAUGAGUCAGCUGUUCAUCCCCUGCCAAAUGAAAGUGAAUGGAAACUACUAGAGACUUUAGACAAAAUUUCCCUACCACCAAAAACAAGAAAACCACCAGGUUGA